Molecule: messenger RNA, 1596 nt
Organism: Eucalyptus grandis
Lineage: Eukaryota; Viridiplantae; Streptophyta; Magnoliopsida; Myrtales; Myrtaceae
Product: mannan endo-1,4-beta-mannosidase 7
Exons: 5
Coding region: 146-1354 (402 amino acids)
Molecular function (GO): hydrolase activity, hydrolyzing O-glycosyl compounds
Source: RefSeq, a predicted model, not a curated record
CGGCUAUAUAAUCCACCCACGACAUCACCAGGACGUCCACCCUAUUCUCAAGUUCCAUUCCUCUCUCUCUCUCUCUCUCUUCAACUUAAAAAGCUCAAUUCACAUACAGAAAAGUAUCAUCUCCUAUCUCAGAAAAAAGCAAAAGAUGCGCCUCAAGUUUGCAGUCCUGGCUCUAGCAGUGCUCCUCUUCCAGGCAAACUGCGAGGCGGCGGUCGACGGGGUCAGGGGAAGUGGGUUCGCGAGGACGAACGGGAUACAUUUCGUGGCGAACGGGAAGCCGCUGUACCUGAACGGGUUCAACGCGUACUGGAUGAUGUACAUGGCGUCGGACCCGUCCACCCGGGACAAGGUCACGAGCGCGCUCCAGGAGGCCGCCAAGAAUGGCAUGAACAUCGCCAGGACUUGGGCCUUCAGUGACGGCGGCUACCGGGCCCUCCAGACGUCUCCCGGCGUCUACAACCAAGACAUGUUCAAGGGAUUGGACUUUGUGAUAUCGGAAGCUGGGAAAAACGGAGUGUAUCUGAUACUAAGCUUGGCGAACAACUGGAAUGACUUCGGAGGAAGGCAUCAGUAUGUGCAGUGGGCUCGGAACAGUGGACAGUCCUUGAACAAUGAUGAUGAGUUCUUCACUAACUCAGUCACCAAGGCUUAUUACAAGAAUCAUAUCAAGGCAGUUCUGACGAGAAUGAACACUGUAACGGGAAUGGCGUACAAGGACGAUCCUACCAUCUUUGCAUGGGAACUCAUGAACGAGCCUCGUUGCCCGUCCGACCCCUCUGGCAAAUCUCUUCAGGACUGGGUGAACGAAAUGGUGGCAUACGUGAAGUCGAUCGAUAGUAAUCAUAUGUUGGAAGUUGGACUCGAAGGGUUCUAUGGGCAAUCGGUUCCAGGGAAGCAGCAGAUCAAUCCUGGCGGCUUGCUUAUUGGGACUGAUUUCAUCUCCAACAACCAACUCCCCCAGGUCGACUUCGCCACAAUGCACUUGUACCCGGAACAAUGGCUGCCUAGUGCAAGCGAGGGAGAGCAAGCUGCAUUUGUGGACAAGUGGGUUCAAGUCCACAUUCAGGACUCCAACACCAUCCUCAAUAAACCAAUCAUACUCGGCGAAUUCGGCAAGUCAUCGAAUUCAUCGGGUUACAGCUUAGCAAAGAGGGACAGCUAUUUCGGGAGGCUGUAUGAUGCGAUCUACACGAGUGCAAGCAAGCAAGGGUCGUGUGCCGGAGGUCUCUUUUGGCAACUGCUUGCUCAAGGCAUGGAUGACUUCAGCGACGGGUACGAAGUCAUAUUAGAGCAAAGCCCUUCCACAGCUAGUGUCAUCGCUCAACAGUCUCGCAAGAUGUCAUCUCUUACAUGACAAGAAGGCGACGAAGAUAGAAGGAAAUAAGAAUAAAUGAAUUCCGCUGCUUUGUGAUUUAGAUGUGUGAAACUUAUAUUGAUUUGCUACUUAAAAGCAGUGAAAAUUGUGUUACGGAGAAUUUAGGAGGAAUACAGAGUUAUUUUAUCAGACAUCAAUCAUAUAUGACUUCGAUGUUCGUACUUUAAUUGUCAUUGUAGCAUGUGUGUAUAAAUAUAUAAAUGGGUAUAUAUCUUGCAAAA